AUGACAGAAGUGGGAAAGCUGCCCCCACCACUGCCCCCACGACUGGACUGGUUCGUGCAGACGCAGGUGGUUCAGCUGGCCCAAGAAGGGGUCCCCGCAUGGUUCCACGGUGCCAUCUCGAGAGAGGAUGCCGAGAAUUUGCUGGAGUUACAGCCACUGGGAUCCUUUCUCAUUAGAGUGAGUCACAGCCACGUGGGCUACACACUGUCCUACAAAGCCCAAAGCUGCUGCCGCCACUUCAUGGUGAAGCUCUUGGAUGACGGGAGCCUCGUGAUCCCUGGAGAGGAGAAGGCCCACGCCUCACUGGACGCCCUGGUCACCUUCCACCAGCAGCAGCCUAUGCGGCCACACAGGGACCUGCUGACUCAGCCCUGUGGGCAGAAGGAUCCAGCGAACUUGGAUUAUGAGGAUCUCUUCCUUUACUCCAAUGCAUUGAGGGAGGAAGUUGCCAGCCCCGCCCAUGUCCCCAGGGAACAUCAGAAUCCUUCCUCCUGUCCCAGGGCUGCACCUGAGGAGACCUCAGCGAGGCCGACACUUGAUCACCCAAGGGGAAGGAAGCCAUCAGCAGAGAUGGACAGAGCUUCCACGGAGGAAGCCACUUCCUCCUGCCCCCCAAAAGCUCCUCUUGAGAAGGCUUGCCGGAAACUCUGGAGGAACCUCAAGAUGCUCCCCCAGACGGGCAAGAGGGUCCAGCAGCAGCUGACAUCCCACUUGUCUUCUACUAACUUGUCAUCGCUCUGGAGUGCUGGGCCACCAGCAGCGACACACAGCUCGGGGGCCAGGCCAGGUGACGCCCACUGGGAAGAUAAUGUCGACACAGACCGCUCUGUGGCCACGUCCCUUGCAAGCCCCUCACAGCCCCAGGAUCUGAGAGACAGAGUUGACCCCUCCAGGAAGGUCUCAAGAUUGGCCAGCUGGAGCGAGGCGACCCCGAGGGUCAAGGGUUGGCACCAAGCAGUAGUGAGGGCCCUGUCCCCAAAAGUGUCUAAACCAGAGAAAAAGGACUUGGCAGAACCCCAGAAGGACUGGCUCCCAGAGGAGUACCGCCCACCGCCACCCUUUGCCCCUGGGUACUGUUAA
Molecule: messenger RNA, 1080 nt
Organism: Neomonachus schauinslandi (Hawaiian monk seal)
Lineage: Eukaryota; Metazoa; Chordata; Mammalia; Carnivora; Phocidae
Gene: HSH2D
Product: hematopoietic SH2 domain containing
Exons: 5
Coding region: 1-1080 (359 amino acids)
Cellular component (GO): cytoplasm
Source: RefSeq, a predicted model, not a curated record